AAAGUUUUGGUGUGGGGGGCCAGAGGCGCAGAGGGGGAUUAUGAUCGGUGCCGGCGAGGGAUUCCCAGACACUGUCAGCCCUCAACCCCCAGCCCCCGUCAGGCGCCGCGCAGAGCAGCCCUCCUGCUAUACGAAACCGGCGGAGCGCGCGUACGAGUGCGACCAUAGCCGCGUUCGGGGAAGUGGUUUGGAGAAACGGGAACUUCAAAAGAUGAGGCUCGAUCGGUGGAGGCAGUCGUCUGAACUCCACGCUGGCCGGUGUUCCGAGAUGUAAAGGACGGAGAGAGCAAGGAGCUGCGGCCUCCGGGAGGUUUCGUCACGUUCCCAUCAGCAGCCCCCGGAGCGGGGUCUGAUUAGCAGGCCAGAUCCAGCUGAUAGCUGUUAUGAGGACUUUGCUGACUUCAGAAAGCUGAGCAUAAUAUCAACAGACUUCAAUGAAAGGAAAUAAUAUCACUCCAAGCAACUUGUACACAGACAGCUUUCGGUAGCUUUAAAUUAACUGGUUGCUCAACUGCAAGGACACAGCUAUUUUUUCUUUCGGCACACAUGGAGGAAAGCAACAAAAUUUGUAACCCUGGCUAAUAGGACUGUGGCUUUCUUAUCAAAAGUAGGAGGUGCGCCAACUGUAAAAUGAUUAUUUUAUACUUAGCCUGAAGGACUUUAUCUCUGCUUGAACACUGGACAUAAACUGAAGCCAGUUUUAAUGAUCUGAGAUUUUGCUACUUGUCCUUUAUUAUUGUUAUUAGCUCUUUAACACUUUGAUACUUUAUUUCUUUAAAUUGGAAAUGGGUUCCUGGACUAGAAUGUGGCCCUCAGACUGGGCUGUUCUCAUGAAAUCAUGGCUUAUCUUUUCCCUGGGGCUCUACAUGCAGGUCUCCAAAACUUUGGCCUGUCCAAAAGUGUGCCGCUGUGACCGAAAUUUUGUCUACUGUAAUGAGCGAAGCUUGACCUCAGUGCCUCUUGGGAUACCAGAGGGUGUAACCGUCCUCUACCUCCAUAAUAACCAAAUAAAUAAUGCUGGAUUUCCUGCAGAAUUGCACAAUGUCCAGUCUGUGCACACAGUCUAUCUUUAUGGCAACCAAUUGGAUGAAUUCCCAAUGAACCUGCCCAAAAAUGUCAGGGUUCUCCACUUGCAGGAAAACAACAUUCAGACAAUUUCUCGGGCUGCUCUUGCUCAGCUCUUGAAGCUGGAAGAACUGCACCUCGAUGACAACUCCAUCUCCACUGUUGGAGUUGAAGAUGGGGCGUUCCGGGAAGCCAUCAGCCUCAAGCUUCUGUUCUUGUCCAAGAAUCACUUAAGCAGUGUACCAGUAGGCCUUCCAGUGGACUUACAAGAACUUCGAGUAGAUGAAAACCGAAUUGCUGUCAUUUCAGACUUGGCCUUCCAGAAUCUUACAAGUUUGGAACGUCUGAUUCUGGAUGGCAAUCUGCUUACUAAUAAAGGCAUAGCUGAAGGCACCUUUGGUCACCUCUCUAAACUCAAGGAAUUCUCUAUAGUGCGUAAUUCACUGACCCAUCCUCCUUCUGAUCUUCCAGGUACACAUCUGCUAAGGCUCUACUUGCAAGACAACCAGAUAACUCAUAUACCACUUACAGCCUUCUCAAAUCUUCACAAACUGGAACGUCUUGAUAUUUCCAACAAUCAGCUUCGUAUGUUGGUAAAGGGUGUAUUUGAUGAUCUCCACAACCUGAGGCAACUCACUGUAAGGAAUAAUCCCUGGUUGUGUGACUGCAGUAUAAAGUGGGUCACUGAAUGGCUCAAGUUUAUUCCCUCUUCCAUCAAUGUACGGGGUUUUAUGUGCCAGGGACCAGAGCAGGUCCGAGGUAUGGCAGUCAGAGAGCUUAAUAUGAAUAUGCUGUCAUGCCCCACCACUACCCCGGGUAUGUCAUUUAUCAUCACCCCAGUCCCAGCUACAGCCAAGCCGACUACAUUAGUUCCCUUUUCAUCAGUUCCUCCCCCAAGUACUAAGUACAGUCCUCUGACUCCUAUCAUAGUCACACUCCCUACUGUGCCUGACAGGGAAGACAGAGAAAGGGUAACACCUCCUAUAUCUGAGCGAAUUCAACUCUCUAUCCAUUUUGUGAAUGAUACUUGCAUCCAGGUUAACUGGAUAUCUCUUUUUACUGUGAUGGCAUAUAAACUCACAUGGGUUAAAAUGGGCCAUAGUCUGGUAGGAGGAAUUGUUCAGGAACAAAUAGUUAGUGGUGAGAAACAACACUUAAGCUUGAUAAAUCUGGAGCCCAAAUCCACCUAUCGGAUUUGCUUGGUUCCUCUGGAUGCUUAUAAUAAUUACCGAACUGGAGAAGACACUGUCUGUUCAGAAGCCACAACAAAGGCUUCCUUUUUGAACAGUGGCGGCAACAUUCCCUCCAGCCAUGAGCAGACAACUUCUCAGAACCUGGGCUCCCCAUUUCUGCUUGCAGGUUUAAUUGGGGGUGCAGUGAUAUUUGUGCUCGUGGUCCUGCUCAGCAUUUUUUGCUGGCACAUGCACAAAAAGGGGCGUUACACCUCCCAGAAGUGGAAAUACAAUCGAGGCCGUCGGAAAGAUGACUACUGUGAGGCAGGAACCAAGAAGGACAACUCCAUCCUGGAAAUGACGGAAACCAGCUUCCAGAUUGUGUCCUUAAAUAAUGAUCAGCUCCUUAAAGGAGAUUUCAGACUGCAGCCCAUUUAUACCCCAAAUGGGGGCAUUAACUACACAGACUGCCACAUCCCCAACAACAUACGAUACUGCAAUAGCAAUGUCUCAGACCUGGAGCACUGUCAUACGUGAUAGUGAGGGGAGAUGGGGGUGUCAAGGAUAAAGAGAAAAACUCUGGAGAAAGUAACCCUCACAACAAUGAAAAAAUUACAUUUGAUAAAUGUUACACAGAUGCAUUUAUGCAUUUGAAUACUCUGUAAUUUAUACGGUGUACUAUAUAAUGGGAUUUAAAAAGUGCUAUCUUUUCUAUUUCAAGUCAAUUGCAAAUGGUUUUGUAACUCUUUGCUUUUUAAAUCUUAAAAAAAUAUUGCUAAGUACUGUACAGGGUUGUACAAUAAGAACCCAGUGUCAUGGCAAAGGAAAUAUUGAUUCAUUCUUCAAACAUUAACCACUUUGCUGUCGAAGCUGUCUGAGGGAUGUAAGUUCCUAGGUGUCCUGUAAUACAGGAAAAUAAGUGCAUAUUAAAGCAGGGUUACUAGGAACAGCCAAAAGCAAUUCAGAUAAAAUGGGUAAAACCCAUUUGGCUCAAAUCCAGCAGUUGCUGUUGCUUUUCAAACAAUUUGAAAUAUUUCUGUUCCCUUUGUCAGUUAUGUAUUUCCUACCUCCAAUUCAAAGCUGGAGUUCUGACUGCUACCAAAAAGGCUACUUUUUAUUUGAUUAGGUUUCCCCAAUAUACUUGGAAAGGUAGACAGAACUCAGUGUCAAACUUGAAGUGACCUUGAUUUCUAUUUGCAAAAGCUAUUCUGAAAAUGUCCUCCAAUGCCAUGCAUUUUUAUGUUAGAAAUGGUUCCUGCCUUUCAUGAAUUCUUUAACCUUUCUCAGUGCAAGAUGAGGGUUAUCAGUAUGUAAGAGAUAGUUGUCAUUAGAUUACACCUCUUGUUAAUAGAGCAGUAUUUGUUGACACAGCAUGUUCAGGUAAAAUCUGAACAAGGCAAAUUCUAAGAGCUCCCAACUCUGUGAUAUUCAUGUAGAAUUUACAGUCUAAAAGUGGAAAUUGCUGAAAACAUGUUGCAAAACAUAAUGUCAAUGGAAAAGUUGCCACUGACUUUUAUGGUUCAAGCUCUCUGUGAUUUAGCAGUUUGAGUUACAGUCAGUAACUCAAAGUAAGAAAAAGAUAAAAACAAUCAACAAAAGAAAAAUAAUUGCGAAAGAUCUUUUUAAUUUUUAAAAAAUUUAUUACUGAAGAUCUCUGGGCCUAUUGUGAACUGAAAUAUGUACAGCAGGGAAAAUCAUGAAUAAAUUCAGGGUUGUUUUUUUUCCAUUCAGCUGAACAGAAAUUGAUAUUAAUUGAGAAAUUUUGAGAGCACAAGUACACUGUUUCUCCAAAUUAUCCUUCUUUUAUCUUAAGCUUUUAAAAAUUUUCCACAAUGAUCUGAAUUUGAAAAUCAGCAGGUGGGCUUGGAAUUUGUUCCUUAGUUCCCUCAAAUUCUUUGCCUGGAGUCACUUCUGAGUGAUGCCUUAUGUGAAGCAUCAAGCUUGUAUGAAAAUGAUGCCGCUCUCAAAAUUAGACUAUGUUUCAACAGCUCCAACUGACUCCACUGACUCUAUGACUUCCAAGAACUCUGGAUUUUUUGCCAACCCAGUGGUAGAAUUUAAUUCUUCCCUUCCCUUCCCUUCCCUUCCCUUC
Molecule: messenger RNA, 4329 nt
Organism: Meleagris gallopavo (turkey)
Lineage: Eukaryota; Metazoa; Chordata; Aves; Galliformes; Phasianidae
Source: RefSeq, a predicted model, not a curated record